This is a messenger RNA of Trichobilharzia szidati, 1595 nucleotides long. The record is from the annotation of a GenBank genome assembly. Lineage: Eukaryota; Metazoa; Platyhelminthes; Trematoda; Strigeidida; Schistosomatidae.
AUUGGAUAUUGGACGCGCACUUAUGGAAUAAGGAGCUACAUGUAUGAGUUCGACCUCGAAACGUAUGUUUGUAAUCACUUCGUGCAUUUUUUAUUUACUACUUGGGCUUGUGUGUUCAACUGAGACACUACACACAGUCUAUCAGCUACAAGAAAGUCUUGAAAUUCCGGUCGUUCAAAAGGAGUCUUUCGUAAUAUGCCCAGUAUUAUCAGCUGUUCGAGACUGGCCCUAUAUGGUUUUUGGAGAUUACUUAGUUAAUGUUGGCUAUGAUGUCAUAGAUAGCCUAGGAUUUUCAGAGCCAUCUUUCAAAGUCCAUACUAGAUGGUUGGGACAGUCUGAUACAGAAUCAGUAAAGCAAAUGAGUGGCCUACAUGAUUCAACCAGCCUGGUUGACUUCAAUCUAACCGGUUUUGAAGCAGAUGACAGUGAAAACAACGAGAUAAUACAAUCAAACAAUUCAAGAGUUUUUUUCACAUUGUCUCCCACUCCAAAUAUGUGUUUUAUGAUAUUUGAUUUACAGCCAACCUACAAGCACUCAGGUCGGUUGAAAAUCUCUUCUACUCUUGAGUUUGACAGAAAGCGUCUAAUCCAGUCGUUGACAGGUCUUCUGAUAGUUAUUUGCUCGAAUUCUCUAGCGAACUCUAUAGUGUUUUAUUAUCUAUCCGGUGUCAGUAUUGUUGUUUGCUCCAGUUUACUCCUUAUUAUAAUGAUUUUGAUAAAAAUGAUGCCAAUGAGACGAGUAGGAGCUAUGUUGCAAGGUGUGGUUUUCCUCCUUAGUGGUACUCUUGGCUUGACAUUUGUGUUUAUCGAAUAUCUCCGUUCUGUGGUCUUCAAUGUGAUGAUGUCAAACUGGGAAUUUGUCCUUGGCUAUGUGUCAGUCGUAUCAAUUUGUUCCUUUGUUAUAUUAUACUGGCUACAAGUACCAGACAAACUGAUACAAAAUUACCCUCGUACGAAAAUCAUAACCACAAUGUUCUUUCGUUUGACUGGAAGCCUUUUAUUUGUAUAUAGUAUGCGCUUGCCUGUUGUCAACUUCUCAGAUCUAACCUUUCUAAAAUUCAUUGAGAACAGGUUUGCUUUGUCCGGCAUCUUUGAAGCAUUAAACAAAUAUCCGGAUUUACUUAUACGCGUUUGCAUAAUUUUUUGUGUAAAUAUUAUAUCCACUAUACUGCAACGUCAUUUAAACCGUUCUAAAAAGCCUGAAAGUUUUUCCAAGAUACCAUCUGUACAAAACCAGGUUUCUGAUACUCCGCACACACGCCGAUAUUAUAUGCCAGGUUCACCAUGGGCUGCAUCCUCCCCUUGCUACCAUGAUGCUGGUUUCGUGUCAGAGAAAGAUAAUAGUUAUGGAUUAUAUUCUCAAUUUUCAGACUAUAACGUCAUGAAAAGUACUCCAUGGACCUCGGAGCAUCCUUCUAUACAUAAAAGACAAUCCUAUGUAUCUCGACAAGAGAGCCAACAUUUAUGUAAAUAUGAAAUAUUAACUGAUGAUGAAGAUUGAUAUAUGUUAUUCUGUUUGAACAGAGAAAACUGUCUGCAUUUCUUGUAUCUUGUUUUUAAUUGCUGUCAUUUUGUAAUAAAAGAUUUCAACCGUA